AUGGGCAAGGCUAGUCAUGUAACUCUGAGCCUUUGGCCCAGGGCAGAACCGUUCGCAUACGGUAUCUUUCAAGUUCAUCCUCAUCCAAGACUUGCUGUUCAUAACAUCAAAAAGCUUGUUACUUAUGCAAAAAACAAAAGUAAAACUGGAUCAAGAUUAAGUUAUUCUGUUUGGAAACAUGUAGCAUGUAAUAAGCUUCAGCUAACUGAGGAUUUGGCUUGGGUCCUCUUUCACACAUGCCUAACUAUGUCGGCGACACAAUAUGAUAAGCUUAAGGAUGUUGAUGAAAGGAUAUUUACUGCAGCAAAUUCAGCAGAUGCCGAGAGGAUUCGUACUUCACAAUCCGUUAAUUUGUUCACAUUUGUACUCUUUCUGUACAUACAGCAAAUAAACAAGAUAUCACUGCGAGCUUCAGCAGUGUCAGCCAAUGCUGAGUGGCCUGGUAGUUACAGUCGUUCAUCCGAUUUGGAUUCAGGUCGUUCAACUCCUAUCAGACUAUGUCGCAAUCUAGAUGAGCAAUAUCAUUUUCAAUUUAUCAGUGAAAAUUUGAAUGAAAUGCUUGAUCUCCUUGUUGAACCCGAUAACCAAGGUGGAAAUAGUAUGGAUGCAACAUUGUCUGAAGGCGCUGUCGAAGCUUUGGAUCUUGUUUUGGAAGGAUCAGCUGAUGAAGGAAGGACGCUUAAUUCAUUUUCAGAAAUUGUCCAUAUACCAACAAUUCUUCCAGCAACUGGUUAUUCCAAGGUUACACAUGCUUUCCAUUUACGUGGCCUUCUUUCUUGGAUACGUUCAUGGUUAACACAAAACCCGUUUUCGGUUGAAAACUGUAUUCGAAAUGGUCGACGUUUACAGUGGCGUCUUCCUCAUCAGGUUGUCUUGGACAAUGAGUCUGGUUUGAACAAUACUCAGCAACAGCCACAGAAUGAUAUCAUAAAGCGUCAAAAGAUUGCGACAAACGCACACCAAGUUCCACGAACUGGAGGUCACAGUGGAAACAAACUGGUUGUCAUGUCAAUGAUUUCUCGCCAAAUUAUUGCUCGCAGUUCUGCUACACUUGAUGGUGCCACGCUUAAAAUACAUCGUGCCCAUUGUAGUUAUUUAUAUCUCUUGUCACCGAUGAGGUCUGUUACACUAGAUAAGUGUCGCAAGCUGACCAUUGUUUUGGGACCGAUUGAAAAUACUCUCCAACUUAACCAUUGUGAAGACUGUUUGGUUAUUGCAGCCUGUCGUCGUGCUGUCUUGGCUUAUUGUCGUCGGUGCACAUUGCAUUUAGCUAUACAAUCUCGUCCAAUAUUGAUUCAGCCCCCUGUUCCAAACACUAUCAGUGGAUCUAUGAUUAUUUCAAAUAUUCCUGGAAAUAAUUCGGGUACAAAUACUUCUACCCCAGGCACCCCUACGCCUGGUAGUGUAGCACUGGUUGGUAAUGAAGAAAUCUUGUUGGCUCCCUUUCAUACAACGUAUAUGAAACUUGUGGAUCACCUGAACAAGGUGAACCUUAGUCCGAAAGUGAAUUAUUGGGAUCGUCCAUUUUUGUUGGGACAAGAUUCCAGUCGUCAAGACUCAUCUCAACAAUCAUCCAGAGUUCGUUGCUGGGACUUACUACAACCCGCCCAUUUUUAUCCGUUUAAUAUUCCACUUUUGCUCUCUACUCGAGGUGAAAGUAUGGACCGCAACCCGAUCGGUGAAAAUUAUACUCGUUCGGAAGAAGCUGUUCCUAAUGGUAAUCCUCAAACGGCUAACUGUCUGGAUUUGAGCGCAUCACUUAUAACGAAUACGUCCAGAUACUUUGGCGAUUCAGAUGAAAGACGUUUAGAGAACUAUAUUUCCAUGGCUAAUAACAUUUUACCAAUUCCAUUGCCUUCCGCUUAUUUAAUUGCUUUACAUGAAAGGGCUGGAGCUUAUCAUAAGUGGCCUCAACAUGUUAUGAAUGCAAGGUUAACCCUUGAUCAACGUCAUAGUUUUAGCACCGUUGUGGAUCAGAGAUUUCGACAAUGGUUGAUAGAAUCAGGCAAUUUGCGUCAAUUACAACUCCUAGAGCUAAGCACAGGUCACGUGAAUCCAGUACCAUCUUGCAAUCCUACUGCUUAUUCUGUCGACAAAAGUGUUGCUCCUAUGUCUGUGAGUUCUACUUUUCAAAGCCAUCCAGAUCGAUCAGAUCAUGGGGUUCAUAGUUCUUAUGCUGAUGGUCACAUAAGCAAUUCUAUUCGGAGUGGCUGCCUUCUCACUCGGUCAAAUAAUGAAAAUCAGUUUGCUACCAACGAUGAUGAUGCUGAUGGCAUAUGA
Molecule: messenger RNA, 2280 nt
Organism: Schistosoma intercalatum
Lineage: Eukaryota; Metazoa; Platyhelminthes; Trematoda; Strigeidida; Schistosomatidae
Source: the annotation of a GenBank genome assembly